Castor canadensis (American beaver) is the source of this 1338-nucleotide messenger RNA. The record is from RefSeq and is a predicted model, not a curated record. NCBI's taxonomy places the organism in Eukaryota, Metazoa, Chordata, Mammalia, Rodentia, Castoridae.
AUGGCUUUGAAAUGGAUUCCAUUUCUGUUGUUACUACAGCUGAGUCAUUACUUCAACUCUGAGUGUGGAAAAGUGCUGGUUUGGCCAGUGGAAUAUAGCCAUUGGAUGAAUUUAAAGACAAUAUUGGAUGAACUUGUACGGAGGGGUCAUGAGGUGACUGUUCUGAGACCGUCAUCUGCUAUUAUUGUGGAUAUCAAUGAACCAUCUAAUAUUAAAUUUGAAACUUUUCCUUCAUCUUUCAAAAAAGAAGAAAUGAAUUCUUUCUUCAUGAAAUCUGUCAUGAUGUGAACAUAUGAUAUCUCAAAACAUUCAUGUUUGUCAUAUUUUCCAUUGUUGGAAGAAAUGUUUAUGGAAUAUUCUGACUUUUGGGAAGCUAUUUGUAGAGAAGCAGCUUCAAACAAGAAACUUAUAGCAAAGCUACAAGAGUCAAGAUUUGAUGUCCUCCUUGCAGAUGCUGUCAGUCCCUGUGGAAAACCUACAACCUUAGCUGAGACAAUGGGGAAAGCCAAAAUUUGGCUCAUUAGAUCCUACUGGGAUCUGGAAUUUCCUCACCCAGCCUUACCAAAUGUUGAUUUUGUUGGAGGACUUCACUGUAAACCUGCCAAACCUCUGCCUAGGGAAAUGGAAGACUUUGUCCAGAGCUCUGGAGAAGAUGGCAUUGUGGUGUUUACCCUGGGAUCAAUGGUACCUAACAUAACAGAAGAAAGGGCCAAUUCUAUUGCAUCAGCCCUUGCACAGAUUCCACAAAAGGCUCUGUGGAGAUUUGAGGUUGAGAAACCAGCCACCUUAGGAGCCAAUACUCGGCUGUAUAAUUGGCUCCCCCAGAAUGACCUUCUUGGUCAUCCCAAAACCAAAGCUUUUAUAACUCAUGGUGGAGCUAACGGUGUCUAUGAGGCAAUCCACCAUGGGAUCCCUAUGGUGGGUAUUCCUUUGUUUGAAGAACAACAUGAUAACAUUGCACACAUGGUGGCAAAAGAAGCAGCCAUUGGACUGGAGAUAAAAACAAUGUCAAGUGCAGAUUUGCUCAGAGCAUUGAAGACCAUCAUUAACAACCCUAGCUAUAAGGAGAAUGCUAUGUGGCUAUCAACCAUUCACCACGAUCAGCCUUUGAAGCCCCUGGAUCGAGCUGUCUUCUGGACUGAGUUUGUCAUGCGCCACAAAGGAGCCAAGCACCUGAAGCCACUUGCACACAACCUCACCUGGUACCAGUACUACUCUUUGGAUGUGAUUGGAUUUCUACUGGCCUGUGUGGCAACUGUUACUUUCCUUGUCAUAAAAUGUUGCUUGUUUGGCUAUCAAAAGUUUGUUAAGAUAGGGAAAAAGAAAAAGAAGGAGUAG